Molecule: messenger RNA, 4409 nt
Organism: Procambarus clarkii (red swamp crayfish)
Lineage: Eukaryota; Metazoa; Arthropoda; Malacostraca; Decapoda; Cambaridae
Source: RefSeq, a predicted model, not a curated record
GGAGGAGAGAGAGGAGGCAGCAGAGUGCCCAACUACAAGUCCCGAGUUAAGGGCGCCAGCCAAGUACAGUUCAGCCUCAACCUCAUCCGAGCAGCCCAGAGAGAGCUCCAGUUCCUCUACUUCGUCAACCGCCACCCGGCGCUCUACCAGGGCGCUCUCGUCAAGAAGGCCAUCCAAAGGUACGAGCUGCUAUGGCUGCCCCUAGCCGCCAACUGCACGGAGAAGAUCCUGGCCCCUCCCUCGGAUGUGCACUGGGUGUGGUACGUCCAUAUGUUGGCGCCAGAACACUAUGCCCGCGACUGCAAGAACAUCGUUGGACAGAUCGUCGACCACAAGCUGUUUAAGUUAAAAGCGCUGAAGAAGGCCCACAAGCGAACCCGGAAGCUGUGGAUGGAGAUGUACCCGGAUGAGACUUACGAUAUCAUCUUAGAUGGGUCGCAGCCGGUGUCCCUCUCCCAGUACACGUCCCUCAUCAGCUACGACCUGGAGGCCGCCGUCGCCAGACAGAGCAUGUUCUACUACCAGGUGUCUUUACCGCACUGCCUGACGAAGCCUUUCCUGAAGGAGGCGGUGGAGAGGUACAAGAAGUUCAUCUACCUGAAGUCAACCCAUCCGGCAGAGUUCCUGGUCCCUUGUUAUGAUAUGGACAUCAUCUGGCAUGCUCAUAUGGUACACCCAAAGAAGUACCAAAAAGACACCCAGCGAGUCCUGGGCAAAACCCUGAACCACGACGACUCUGUGAACGACCGGUCGCCGGGGUCGAAGUUGUCCACGUCCGACGGCUCCACGAGGCGGCUGUGGGCUCAGGCCUUCGGGGAGACCUUCAGCAGGAACGGCUCCAUGUUUCGUGGUGAUCCUCCGGCGUGUGUGAUCCAACCCAUCCCGCCAGAGCUGAAGAAGGCGGCGCUGGGGUCAGCUUUCCAACUCCACGUCAGGAAGGUGGCGAUCGGCGGCGCGCCUCCUGGGACUCUAAAAAUCAAGUUGCUCCACCAGUUCCGUAACUUGGAGAAGCAACGCCUUGGGAAGAUCACCAUCUUCAAGGAGCACGGUUAUGACAUGUCCGAACACAACAUCGCUGAUCUGGGCUUCGAGUUUACCCUUCCUGAUAAGGUAGUGCGGGACCAGUUUGUUUUGGAGAUGGUUAGUCAAAAGGAUGGGAUCAAGUCCAUGUUGACUAGCGGGUCCCAGAGCUUCGAGUGCAAUGGUCACUUCGACUUCACAGAGUUGCUUAAACUACGGGAUGACACCGCGACUAUCAUCAAGACAUUUAUUGAGCGGGACAUUCGUGUGGAGCUGACCUUCGGUAUCCGGGUGGUAACAGCGCACCACUACACCACAAUGGCCGUCCUCACCGGGCCAUUCCGGCCGGCGUGCUUCGACCCGGCCACCGUCCGGUCCCUAUACGGCAUCGUACCCAACGUUCACAACUCCGACUCCGAGCAGGACCUCUACAAAGCCGAGAUGGCGACGCACAGGGUAGUGAACGAAACGUGGCCCCACCGGCCGCAGGUGCUGGAGGUCGAGGUCUACCACUCGAGGACACUUCUACACUCAGCGGUCCACCUUUACGCUGAGAGUGCGAAUGGACGCCAUCUGGUGGCCGUGGCGCACACUGUCGACAACACCACCAUCCCUACACCACAGGACCUCGCCUACACUAACGAGGGAGGCCACAACUUCAGGACGAUAUCCCUGAACCCACGUCGAGGAGAGCGUGGGAUGGUGAUCAAGACCCACGAAGGCGACUGGGGCCUCGUGACGGCUGAGUGGGCUGGUCUCUGUAAUGGCGUUCCGGCGGUGACAUCGUCUGGAUCCCGGAGUCAACUGAACUUAGACACAGCACGAGCGAAUGGUGGGGCUUCCUCAACCCGUAAUAUGAAUGGUUCGCAGGCUACUCUAGUGACAGGCGACACCUCUACGGGCGUAGUAGGCGUAGCGGGAGGAGGCGGAGCAGGAGGAGGAGGAGGAGGAGGUAGCCUCGCCAACGAGUCUAGUAGUGGAGUAGAACCUGCAUCCCGGCCUGAGGGCCGCGGACGACCUGGGUCACCGGGCCACCUCCUCCUGCACAUCCACCAGUUGAGACAGUUCCAGUACCGCUCUGUGAUACUUCCCUACGAGCGCCGAGAGUACACCUUCUGCUUGGGCGGCGUCACUAUCGACAUGGAGCGCGGUGUGCUGGAGGUGGGUAUGGGCAACCCUUCGCUGGUUGAGAACAUCUCUCUGGCACUGAGCGCCGCUGUGCUUCACGUUCUCUGCCAACCCCGCCCCGACCGCCCUGUCAUAGGCCAGACCAAUCGUAUCCCCGUUGAGAAACUGAGCCUUCUGCACGCCUUAGGUUACUACGCUGACUCGGCGCCUCACAACUCCUUCCUCAGGUCCUGCACGGGAGAUGGUUGUGGCGGGUGUGGCGCCUGCGGCGGAUGUGGAGGCUGUGGGGGGUGUGGGGGAUGUGGGGGCUGUGGGGGAUGUGGGGGAUGCGGUGGGUGUGGGGGAUAAAGAAUUCGACAUUUAGGGUUAUAAUGGAAUGCUUUCUGUUUUCGUUGAAAUAUAUAUUUUCCCUGUUUCUCCCCGCAUUUGAGGGUAUCUUGUGCGGUGAAGAUAACUGCCAGACAUCUGUGAAGCAAGGAUAGCAAGAGGCAAGGCUGACGGACCUCGCGUCAUACACUAAUCUUUCCUCGGAACAUACACUGAAUAAACAGCAUACAAAACCCUGUCACCGGGCUUAAUCACUAGUCAAAUAUAUUUACAUUCAAAACGAAGAGAAGUCGCGAGACAAACAUGAAGUCAUUGACGUUGACUGUUAUCAAAUCAAGAGAAUAUGAAGUCAUGCUGUCCCCCAGUAUACAUAUAUAAUAAUAUAGGGAUUAUCAACGAUCAGUGCUCGAACAAUAUGCCUGCGGGUCUUGAGGCUUCAGUGCCCUCAAGAGUAAUACUUCCGAGGUCACAGUCAUAUAGGCAUCGUGCAUUGAUGCCUCAUCGGUAUUCAAAUAAACCACAGGGUGAUUACUCACUGAGAACUCUCUUCAAUAGGCAAGGGAAUUCUUAUGUCAUAAACUCUCUCUCCUGUCCAGUAAAGAGAAUAUUUUGAAUGCUGAACAUGUUUGUACUGCUACCAUACUAGUUGCUCAUUCUAGGUGAUCUUAGAACACACUCGUACUGUUCUCUGUAUAUAUAUAUUUAAUGGUAAUUUAUACAUAUAAGGAAGAAAUGGCGUUAAUCAAGAAUUUGGAAAAUGGAACACAUCCUUAACGUUUUUACUUUAUGGUGCAAUAAAAUCAACAAUGUCCAUUUAAUUUCAGGAACCAUAUUUCUUUUCUCGAGUCUUGGUAUUUUUUUAUUUGUAUCGACAUAUUAACCAAAAGUUCUCAAUGGCCUAUUAUGGAAUCAAAUUUUAAACUCGUUAUUUGUACAAAUUUUGUGUCAUUGUUGAUAAUAUAACUAUAUUAUGUGUAAGCCUAAUGAGGGCCUAAUUCUGUCUGGAUUUAGUCCAAAACGCACAGAAACAAGAAUACCAGUAGAAGUUAUAUUAAGACCUUUGGCUGACCUUAUUGGUUUGAAUAAUGUUCUGCGUUGUGGUGACCUUGGGAACAAGGCCAAUACAUUCAAGGUUUCGGGAGCCUCAAUUAUAUACGGCUAAUUUAAUUGGCCAUUGUUAUUUUUCUUUACAAUAUUAUUAUUAUUAUUGCUAUUAUUAUUAUUAUUAUUAUUAUUAUUAUUAUUAUUAUUAUUAUUAUUAUUAUUAUUAUUAUUAUUAUUUAUUGUAAUAAAUUAAUGUCAUAAUAAAUAGGAGCAAAAGGGACAUGACAAAUAUCUUGUUACAAUUUUUAUUUUGUUUGAAUUCAAAUUCGUGACGUUUCGAAAACCUCUCCUAUUCAUCAUCAGAUGUAAAAAUACAAAUAUUAUAUUAAAAAUUAACCAGCAAUCCAAAGAACUUAUACUGAACAGGUUUGUAAACUGUAAGAUAAGUGAUAUAAAGUGACACUAAUUACAAUAAAGAACAAGACCCAGAGUAAAAUUAGAACAAGACUUACGUAAACUGAUCAAAGUAAACUAUGAGAAUCAUCAUCAUUGAUACCAAAAGCUAAUUCGAAAUUACAAUUAUAACCACAAAGAUUCAAAACACUUAUACAAUGCGUUUCUUGGACACAUGCACGAAUGGCCGGUCGGAUUUGAGACUAAUGGACUCGUUAUAUAUCUGAAGCAGGCAGAAUUACAGCUAAAUAACAAUGGUUCAGCUGUUAUAUAUAUAUAUAUAUAUAUAUAUAUAUAAAAUACAUUGUAUACAGAAAACUACUCAUAGGUACCUUAUGGAGGACUCUUGUUGGCGUAUGGAAGACAGUGAGGAAGGGUGGAGAAGGAGAGGUGUUAGUGUUUGGAAGGGGAGACCCCUUCCAUUAUAACAUCAGGCA